Thunnus maccoyii (southern bluefin tuna) is the source of this 2132-nucleotide messenger RNA. It is a transcript of the gene sirt6, whose product is annotated as sirtuin 6. The coding region runs from base 108 to 1163 and encodes 351 amino acids. Lineage: Eukaryota; Metazoa; Chordata; Actinopteri; Scombriformes; Scombridae. Gene Ontology annotation, molecular function: NAD+ binding. The transcript has 8 exons. The record is from RefSeq and is a predicted model, not a curated record.
GAUGACGUCAGUCGCACAACAGUUAACAAGCUGCUCGGUUGAUUCUUGAAUCGCCACUUCGCAGCAUUUACAACAAAAACAAUAAGGACACGACACCAACAACAGCCAUGUCUGUGAAUUAUGCCGCCGGGCUUUCGCCGUACGAAGACAAAGGAGUCUGUGGACUUCCUGAGGUAUUUGAUGGUCCUGAGGAGCUGAAGGCGAAGGUAGAGACCCUCGCUCAGUUGAUAAAAGAAUCUCAGUACUUGGUCGUCCACUCUGGAGCAGGAAUCAGCACCUCAGCAGGCAUCCCUGAUUUCAGGGGUCCAAAGGGUGUGUGGACGUUGGAACAAAAGGGCGAAUCACCUCACUUUGACACCACAUUUGAAGAUGCCCGACCCAGCUUGACACACUUGGCCCUUCUGGGACUGCAAAGGGCAGGGUACCUCAAGUAUCUCAUUAGCCAGAAUGUUGAUGGCCUGCAUGUCCGAUCUGGAUUUCCCAGGGAUAUGUUAUCAGAGCUUCAUGGAAACAUGUUUGUGGAGGAGUGUGAGAAGUGUGGCAGGCAGUAUGUCAGGGAAAAGGUGAUCGGUGUGAUGGGGCUGAAACCCACAGGACGUUACUGUGAUGUGGUCCGCUCCAGAGGACUCAGAGCCUGCAGAGGGAAGUUGAUCAGCACUAUACUGGACUGGGAAGAUGCUCUUCCAGACAGAGACCUGAACAAAGCAGACGAUGCAAGCAGACGAGCAGACCUGGCGCUGACGCUCGGCACCUCCAUGCAGAUCAAACCCAGUGGAGACCUUCCACUACUCACCAAGCGCAAAGGUGGCAAAGUGGUCAUUGUCAACCUGCAGCCCACCAAGCACGACAAGCAUGCACACCUGCGUAUCAGUGGUUAUGUGGACGAGGUCAUGAAACAGGUGAUGGAGCUGCUGGGAUUGGACAUCCCAAAGUGGGAUGGGCCGACCGUCUGCGAGAGCUCCACAGCCACCUCUGAGUCCUCCACUGAUGUCAAACCGCUAUGUGCAGUCACUGCAAAGGAAAAGGUGAAAAAGGGCCUCAUAAAGGAAGAGAGGAAAAGAGAAGCAACGCAGCUAACAGAGAACGGGAGUGUUAAGGAGGAGACGGUUUCAGUAAAAAGGGAGAGAGCAGACUCUCCGGUGGGGAUAAAUGAAGAGAAAUAGCCUAAAGUAUUUUCCUCACAACACAAACUCAUCCAGAAACAAACCUUACACCUGAGGGUUGUCGGUUUGAUGGAUAUCACAGAGGAGGAGGGAGGUUCUUGCCUUCUUAUGCCCUCCGGAGCAAAGACUCUUCUAGUACUCUAGUGGUUUUGUUAAUCCAAGAUUUCUCAGUCUGCCCUCACAGCCACGAUGAGAAGCGACGUGAAAUUAACUGAUAGAAGAUUCCUCAGCUGAAGCCUCACACAGUGACCUCCUUAUAAGUCAAAAGAGAUGGUGCUACAUCAGUUGGAUGUUUGAAAAUGUUUCUUUUAGUCUGUGAUCAAAGCAGAGUGCGAUAUAAAUGUUCCUCCUGCUAUUAUGGGAUCUUUAUGAGUCAGAUCACCUGGAGCUUCAAACCAGAUCCUUGACAGAAAGGACAACAAGAUGAGAUCUGGAGCACAAAGUUAUAAAUGAAGCUUUAAAUAAGAUGUGUAAGGUUGCUGCACCUUAUUAAUUGCUUUAUUUUUAACCGAGUGCUCCAGAUCUCGCUUGUAAAGACACCUUUGUUCAGUGUUUUACGCCAAAGGACGUCUGAUCUUAUUAAGUCUGAUUGACAUGAGUAGUUACAUGCGACUGUGGGAGGUUUUAGUUCAGUGUUACAUUGUAAAAAACAAUAAUGAGGAGCACAGUUUUUGUUUUAUCCCCAACAUCUUCUGUUGUAAGUCUUCUUUUAAGCGAUCAAACUACUUCUCUUUCUUGUACAGGAGUUGUACUUCUCUUACUCUUCCUCUCGUGAGAUGUGUAAUUCCGCCUGUUUUGUAUAUAAACGCAGCACCUGCUGCUGAUUGGCUGUAAAUGGACCAUAAUCACACUGUGUGUUUCUAGGAGAAUGUUUUUAUCUCAGGAAAAGCAUUGCCGGGGGAAAAAAAAGCUUUACUGUUUUUUUUUAAUACAUUUUUUGGAAAUAAACACAAUCAGUUCCUGGUACGA